AUGAUGCAGAUCCCCCCCCAUCCGUCACCUCCUCCGCCACCACCUCCAACACAACCACACGGCAACGGCAACGGCAACGGCAACGGCAACGGCAACGGCAACGGCAACGGCAACGGCAACGGCAACGGCAACGGCAGCGACAGCGACAGCGACAGCGGCAGUGACUGCGGCAGUGACAGCGGCAGCUCGGCAUCCUUUCCCCAACACAGCAAGGACCACGUCGUGCCGGGCCAGUGCAAAGUCACAGCCUUCUUCUUCGAGGUGCCCCUCGACUACGAGAACCCCUCGGCCGGGUCCAUCCAGCUCUACGCCCGGCGCGUCGCCAAGAAUGAGAGGCCCCUCUUCCCACCCGACGACGACGACGACGACGACGACGACGACGACGACGCCCACAACGACGCCCACGCCCACGCCCACGCCCACGCUCGCGGCAGCAUCAAACCCUACAUGGUCUAUCUCGAGGGCGGCCCCGGAUUCGGCCACCGCUCGCCCUCGGACCACCCCGUCACGCGCGCCGCCCUCCCCCGCGGCUACCAGGUCCUGUUCAUCGACUACCGCGGGACCGGCCUCAGCACGCCCGUUUCCGCCGCCAUGCUUGCCCAGGUCGGCGACGCCGACGCCCAGGCCAGGUACCUGCGCCUGAUGCGCCAGGACAACUCGGUCCGCGACUGCGAAGCCGUGCGCAGGUGCCUGACGGCCGCCUGGCCCAGCCGCAAGGCCGCCUGGUCCCUCUUUGGCCAGUCGUACGGAGGCUUCGUGAGCUUGUCCUACCUUUGCAUGCACCCGGAGGGCCUGCGCGAGGUCUUCCUCACCGGCGGCCUGGCCCCCGUGGGCAAGACGCCAGAUCAGGUCUACGACGCCACCUUUCGCAAGACGGCCGAGCGAAACCAACAGUACUUUGCCAAGUUCCCCCAAGACGCCCGUGUUCUUCGGGACGUCGCCGCCUACAUCGAGAGCCGGGGCGGCAGGAUCCCCCUCCCCGCCGGCGGCUUCCUGACCGUCGCUCGCCUCCUGACCAUGGGCAUCGCGUUUGGUGGCCACGGUGGUUUCGACAAUGUCCACGACACCCUCGCAGCGCUGGAGACGUCGCUGCGUCAGUUUGGCUUCCUGACCCGUGCCUCCUUGGCAUCUCUGGAGUCCUUUACCCCCUUUGACACCAACAUCAUCUACGCCAUCCUCCACGAAGCCAUCUACUGUGACGGGCCCGGCAACGCCUCCAACUGGGCAGCUGAGCGGGUCGGCAGAGCUCGUGCGCCCGGUCCGUUUUCCUGGCUCCAUCCCGACUUCUCGCUGGCGCAAUCCCCCGGGCCGCUCUAUUUCAGCGGCGAGAUGAUCUUCCCCUUUCACUUCGAGACCUAUCCGGAGUUGAUCCCCCUGCGUCAAGUGGCAGAGAAACUCGCCGCUUAUACCGACUGGCCCGCGCUGUACGACCAGGACCGCCUGCGCAACAACAGCGUCCCUCUCUACGCCGCGUCCUACGUCGAGGACAUGUACGUAGACUACCGUUUGGCCAGGGAAACGUCCACCCUGGUCAAGGGAAGCAAGGUUUUUGAGACCAAUGUCAUGUAUCACAACGCUGUCCGCGCCAAGGCCGACGAGGUGAUGCAACAGCUCUUCAGCCUGCGAGACGAUGAACUGGACUAG
Ustilaginoidea virens is the source of this 1644-nucleotide messenger RNA. RefSeq lists its product as uncharacterized. The coding region runs from base 1 to 1644 and encodes 547 amino acids. The transcript is spliced from 2 exons. Gene Ontology annotation, molecular function: peptidase activity. Gene Ontology annotation, biological process: proteolysis. NCBI's taxonomy places the organism in Eukaryota, Fungi, Ascomycota, Sordariomycetes, Hypocreales, Clavicipitaceae. The record is from RefSeq and is a predicted model, not a curated record.